AACAAAUUUUUUCAAUUUGUUAUAAUCAAAUUUGUUUAAAAUUAGCAAGUUAACUAUAUUGUAAAAGUUAUGAUUAUUCAUCAUGGGUUAUGAUGUAAAUCGGUUUAAUGGGUGUGAAGUUGACGAAGAAUUACUAUGUCCAAUAUGUAAUGGAGUUCUUGAGGAUCCUGUUCAAGCACCAGUCUGUGAGCAUGCAUUCUGUAAAGCAUGUAUACAGGAAUGGUUGAACCAUCAAUUAACUUGUCCUGUUGAUAGGCAAAGUAUAACUACUGCUCAGUUAAAACCUGUUCCUCGAAUUCUAAAAAAUCUUCUUGCAAGACUUACAAUAAGUUGUAAUAAUUCGAGUUUUGGAUGUACAACAAAUGUGAAGUUAGAUGCUCUACAUAUUCAUCUGAAUGAGUGUAAUCAUAACCCUAAGCGACCUGUUCGUUGUGAUCAUGGCUGCAAUUUAAUUAUUCCUCUUGAUGAAAUUGGACAACAUAACUGUGUUAAAGAAUUACAUUCUAUCAUUAAUGCCCAGAGUGUGCAAAUCAAUGAAAUAAAAGAUCAAGUAAUUGACUUUCAGAAUCAAAUAAAUGAGUUAAGGCGUGAAGUUAAUGUUGUAACAGACGUCAUGAGAGGUUUUCACAUGUCAACCAUUGCAUUACCACCUCUUCAGCGAGGUUUUACAGAUUGUACUGAUGAAGUUUUACAGUGGCUCCAGACGUUACCAAAAGCAAAAGUUACACGCUGGGGUGGAAUGAUAUCAACUCCUGAUGCUGUUUUACAGGCAGUUAUUCGUAGAUCUCUUUCAGAUAGCGGAUGUCCAUCCUACAUUCUUGAUGAUCUAAUGGAAAAUGCUCAUGAGCGUCGUUGGUCACAAGGGUUAAGUACUUUAGAAACUCGUCAAAUAAACAGGCGGCGAUAUGAACAGUAUAUAGCACGACGCAUUCCAGGUAAACAAGCUGUCGUAGUAAUGGCAUGUGAAAAUCAUCAUAUGGGUAUGUUACUUGUACAAGAACCUGGAAUUGUUAUGAUAUUUGCUCAUGGCAUUGAAUAAAGAGUAUUUUUAUUUUAAUAUAAAUUAUUGUUAUAAUUUUUUAUUUUAUAUUUAUAGAAUUAAAGAAAAUAAAAAUUUAUUUUUAAAGCAAUUUAUUUAAAAAAUAACAAUAGCACAGCAGAUA
Messenger RNA from Hydra vulgaris (swiftwater hydra), 1163 nucleotides. Its product is annotated as E3 ubiquitin-protein ligase NRDP1. The record is from RefSeq and is a predicted model, not a curated record. NCBI's taxonomy places the organism in Eukaryota, Metazoa, Cnidaria, Hydrozoa, Anthoathecata, Hydridae. Gene Ontology annotation, biological process: protein ubiquitination. Gene Ontology annotation, molecular function: ubiquitin protein ligase activity.